AUCAAACAUACAAUCUCUUUGAUCAUUGAGUGUCUCUCCAUCGGAUGGCGACGGCAUUCGUAGCAAUCUCCUAACUCUACUUUAUCUUCUCUCUACAAUCACACGCAUUUCAAAUUCUGAGCUACUCUAUGAUAUAAUCCCUUCCUUUUUCCGUAUCAUAGUAUUUUUCUGUUGAAAUUUGUUUCUGAUUCUUAUGCAUCUGGGGCUUGUAGUGAUCGAUCUUCACAAGGAGACGGAAUUGGGAAGGAAUCCAAUUUGUAUGGAGCAAAAUCAAGUUAUUAUUGAAGAGGCAACUUCAGUGUAUUCUGUUUGAGUUUAUUGAAUCGUAGGCUUUUCCUUAGAUUUGAGUUGAGCGACUCUUUUCAUCAUAAUGGGAACCUCACAUCGCAGUGGGGUCUUAAGGAGAUCAAAUGACACUGCGCGACUUCUAUUAACAACAAUCAUGGGAAUGGUCCUGGGAUAUUUUAUAGGUGCUUCGUUUCCAUCUGUUUACUUAAGUAAGAUUAAUCUACCUUCAAGUUUAAUGACAUCUCUAGACAUAGCAUUCACAGAAUAUCCUCAUAGUUCUACUAAUAGAAGUUUUCCAGAAAAUCAUGGUACCAGAAGUAGUCAUUCGACACCUAAGAUAUAUGUUCCUACAAAUCCCCGUGGUGCGGAGUCUUUGCCACCAGGAAUUGUUGUCUCAGAAUCCGACUUAUAUUUACGGAGAUUAUGGGGUGACCCUAAAGAGGAUCUGAAAAGAAAACCAAAGUACCUAGUGACGUUUACAGUUGGUUUUGAACAGAUGUACCAUAUUGAUGCAGCAGUGAAAAAGUUCUCUGAGGAUUUUCAAAUACUGCUUUUUCAUUAUGAUGGUCGAGCCAGUGAAUGGGAUCAGUUAGAGUGGUCACAUCAAGCCAUACAUGUCAGUGCAAGGAAACAAACAAAGUGGUGGUAUGCAAAGAGGUUUUUACAUCCAAAUGUUGUAUCAGCUUAUGAUUACAUUUUCAUUUGGGAUGAAGAUCUUGGAGUUGAACACUUCAAUGCUGAUAAGUAUAUUCUGUUAGUUAAAAAACAUGGAUUAGAGAUCUCCCAACCAGGUCUUGAACCCAACAAUGGACUUACAUGGCAGAUGACUAAGAGGAGAGGUGACAGAGAAGUUCACAAGGAUACCGAGGAGAAACCAGGGUGGUGCAGUGAUCCUCUCUUGCCUCCAUGUGCAGCCUUCGUAGAAAUCAUGGCUCCAGUAUUUUCACGUGAAGCUUGGAAAUGUGUUUGGCAUAUGAUUCAGAAUGAUUUGGUACAUGGAUGGGGAUUGGAUUUUGCAUUAAGAAGAUGUGUUGAUCCUGCACAUGAAAAAAUUGGUGUCGUUGACUCACAAUGGAUUGUUCAUCAAGUGAUUCCAUCACUUGGAAAUCAGGGAGAGUCUGAUGAUGGAAAAGCUCCAUGGCAAGGGGUACGAGAGAGAUGCAGAAAUGAGUGGAGGGUUUUUCAGGAUCGGCUUUCUACUGCAGACAAGUCAUACUUACUCCCAGGUGUAGGAUAAUGCGACGGCCAGCCAGCCCUGCCCUAUUGUGUGUAUAUCGCAUGUCAUUUUCCUUUACUUUCCUAUCAUCUCAGAUUCUCGAGUGCUGUUUUGUAGUCUAAUUCUUUCUGUGGGAUGCAGCUUUUCACAAGGCGUAGAUUGCCCACAUUAAGAUUAGUGUAAAAUAACCAUUAGAAUUAGAUGAUGUUUAAGAGCGCGUGUUGGGAGCAGGUAUGUAGAAUUGUUUACCUGAAUCUUUUCCAAGUGCUAUUCUAUGUUUCUGUUCCAGUGAUCGAUAUUAAACCAGGGGUUGAUCC
Messenger RNA from Salvia hispanica, 1821 nucleotides. RefSeq lists its product as uncharacterized. NCBI's taxonomy places the organism in Eukaryota, Viridiplantae, Streptophyta, Magnoliopsida, Lamiales, Lamiaceae. The record is from RefSeq and is a predicted model, not a curated record.